Bipolaris maydis ATCC 48331 is the source of this 405-nucleotide messenger RNA. Lineage: Eukaryota; Fungi; Ascomycota; Dothideomycetes; Pleosporales; Pleosporaceae. The record is from RefSeq and is a predicted model, not a curated record.
AUGUACUUCCUCACGCCCAUCCUCAUUCUAGCCACUCUCACCGCCCUCACCCACGCCUUACCCCCCCAAAAGGGCCCCUUCGGACAGUCCACGGCCGACUUUUACCUGCCUAACCUCCGCCUCCCUUGGGGUCCCAAAUACUGGUCAUGCAUUCCCGACAGACUGCCAUGCUCUGAAGAUAAGAAUUGCUGUUCUUCUAAUUGCGCGUGUUUCGAAAUUAGUUGUAUCAUUGUGAGUAUUGUGAGAUGGUGGUGGGGUGAAGGGAGGGUGCUGACGGUGAGUGAAUUAGGGAAGACCGAGGCUUGGUAUGUGGGUGUUGUUGCUGCUCUGCUGCACAUCAGGAGCGGUUCUGAAGGGGGUUUCGUGCACGGCAAAAUGCGAUCUGAGAAGCUGUGGGCUGAUUGA